UCGCACUUCUACACACAAGCACGUGGCACGCGUGUACAAGCAGGAGCGGCGGUGAGACCCGUGCAGUAGCAAACCGCUACCGGCGCAACGACGGUUUUUCAUCUUGUCAGUCAGCCUUCCUGCUCCCACGAGAGCGGGUCGAUCGGCCUCUUUUUCCGCGUUUUCCGCGGCGAUCUUAUCUACGAAAGCUGUCACACGCGAGCGAUGAGGUGCCGCGUAACGAGCCAAGUACCGACGAUGAUGCGCAUCGCCCUCGUCGUCGGGGUGGCGAUGGUGCACGCGUCGCCGGUCGAGCCCUUGCCCUCCAUCCUGCUCGAUGGAAUCGGCACCGUCGCGAAUACCGCAACCAAUUUCCUAACAGGAAUCGUGCACCGGCAAAAAGAACUAUUGCAUCGCGUUACGGACACUGCCGCGGACUACAUAACCAGCGCGGUGGAGACGCCGAGAAAUUUAUUGCUCAACGCUACCAGGGUGACGACCGGCUACAUUGAUAAUGCAGCCUCAAGGGGUCUCGAGUUCAAGCUGAAAAGAUUCCUAGAGAAAUUCCGCACUCGGAUGCGCAAUGGUAUCCCGGAGCUGGGUAUUCCUCCGCUCGAGCCUUUCACACUUGACGAGAUCGACAUCGACACGGAUAAUCCUGAACUCGGAAAAAUAUUCUUAGUUAUCGAGGACCUGGAAAUGAGAAAUCUAUCGACUUUCUUAAUCGAUCGAGCCAAGUUAUCGCUAAUCGGCCCUACGAUCACCAUCAACAUCUCCAUUCCUGAGAUUUACGCGUCGGGUCGUUACAACAUUUCCGGGAUACUAGGAGGUGCGUACAAGCUAAACGGUGCGGGUUCUUUCCAAACAACCGUACGCGACUUCCGCGUUUACGUGAACACCGUACUAGGCUACGCCAGAGGAAUGUACUUGAAGAGAUUCGACCUCGACUUCUCGUUGCGUGACAUCAAGAUGCGCCUGGAGAACUUUAUGGGUGGCGAGGAGAUCGGACAAAUUAUGAGCCAGGUCUUUGAAGAUUUAACACCAGAAGCAAUGGACAUCAUUAAACCGGACAUAUUGCCCCCAAUUCAGGAUUAUGUAUCAAGCCACGUGAACGAGACAAUUCAUCAUUUGACUAUGAGGGACCUGUUUCACGUUCUCCUGGGAGAGUACGAGUUCGGAGAUAUCACGCACUUACUGUUACCCUGAGGAGACGCUCAUGAAAAUGUAACCGAAGUGCACCGCCCAAUUAUCGGGUCGCGCAAUUACGAGCGCAACGAUACGAGCUUAAUGUGCAUGACAAUGCCCGAGUGUUCCCUUCAUUCAGGGUGCAAGGAAUCGAUUGCAACCCAAGUACAAUGCACUACGUCGCAAUGCAACGAACAAUACUCGCGGCGAUAAUAAAAUGCGACAAGUCAGGUUGACUUUAAAGCCAGUCUUGUAUUACGUAAUACGUAUUGACCAUUCAAAGGUCUUAGACUACCUUGCCUGAUGCUCACUUUCUACCAUUCAUUGUCUUGCCGAGGAGAAAUUGUUUUAUACGCGACAAUGCGAGUUAUUAAUUCUUUUUUUCCAUUCCUUUCUCUCUUGAGCUACGUUAAAUUAAUUAUUUCCGAAAAUCCUUCCCCGGAGUAAUUCAAUCAAUUCGCUCGAAUAUAUUGAAAAUUUUUAUGUUGGAUACGCGCUGCUCAUUAAAUAAUGAAGAAUUACGCGGUAAUUCGUAUGUAGGCGAUUUAUAUGAUUCAACUAUACGGUAACCUAUCUCGUUAGCAUCCGCUUGGAAAUUCCGUAACGUAAUUCCGUACGGAGACAUCGUAAGGUUUCUCAUCAUCCGUCGCGAGUGCAUCGGUGAAAUGUUUAAUUCAUCGAAUCGCCCGAUGAAUCCCGGCGCAUCUCUAAUCCGCUGAUAAAGGCGGGCGAAAGUAUUACAGCCUUGAAUGGCGAUGGCGUCAAAUCUUCAACAUUGCGAAAUCGACCUAGGUGUCGUUGAUCAAUGAUGAACGAGGUGGGACCAUGAGAGGUGGUUUCGGUGAUGAGAAAACUAUCAGCAAAAUGGCUCGCUAUUUUUUUUUUUUCGAAACUGUUAUACAGGGUGAGGCACUAAAACCUAUUAGCGUGUGCCAUACAUCGUGCAUCAAUUUUCAUUAGUUGCCGUAUGCUACUAAAGAUUUUUUAACACUUCGAAAGCCGAACAAGCCAAAAUUUAACCAAAAAAAAAACACUACUGGCUUCGUGCGCUUGUCGCGUUAUUUCUUUUCGUACAGAUAAAUAUAGUAAUAAUUUAAUUUAAAAAAAUAAUUUAUAACAUAAUAAUUAAUUGUUGACGCUAGAUAUCCAUAACUAUGUAUAAUAAUUUAUAGAAUUUUCUUAGCGAUUACAACUGCGAAUACUUCCGUAAGAAUUCCAAACACAGAACAUAUAUAAUUUGUCUAGAAUUAAUGUGUGUGAAGGCGGUUAAUUGCACAAAAUUUUAUAGAUUUGAAAGCACUAUGUAUGACAGUUUCUACUUAAAUAUUACGCUCUGUUUGCAAUUUAUAAUGACCAAAGAGAAAAUAUAUCGUAACGUAAAAUGAUUAGUUAUAUUGCAUAAAAAAACUAAUUUAUAAAUUUACACGUUGCUUGCAUAAAGCGAUUGAAACGAACCAAUCUGAAGUAAUGUCAAACAUAUCCGAAAAGUCUUCAGAAUAAAUUAAUUCUUUCAUUCUUAAUUAAAAAAAAAAGUUAGUAUACAAUGAGUAGCACGUGAUAGCUAAUUUUUACUUUAGCUUUCCGUUUGUAAUUCCACUUAACAUUUCUGUGUACAAAGUACAAAGUAUAACACGUACUGACACGUAUAUAAUUUGCCGGAACAUCGUAUACUAUUAAGUUAAUUAUUAUACCAUACACAAUUAUGCUAAACGCAGUAUGCGCCAUAAAUGUCGGUCAGGAUUAUAAUGAGAGAGCAUUCUGUAUGAUAGUAGAAUUAAUGUUGAAGUUUUGUUAACUGUUAUAAGAUAAUUUAGUGAUAAUGUGUGCAUCGUGUAAAUGCAACCACAUCAUUUACCGAUUAAGAUUAUUAAGAUUAUUAGAAAAUUUCUUAAAUAUUUAUGGUGUUACGAUUUUGUGUGCGUAUCACACUCGUGAAACUUUGACGCAGCAACAAUUUUACAAUUAAUCGUUUCUACGUGCAACGAAUUAAUUAAAGAAAUAAUUGAUUUUCCCGGUGUGCGCUUUUUUAUCCAGCAAAAGUGCAAAAUAAUUUAUAUUAGACUGUCAAACGGAAAUCCAAAGUGGUCGUUUAAGAUAAUUUAAAGCCCAAUUUUCAAUGACAAGAUAUAACCGAUGAUAUCUCGUCUAUUAUUGAUGUUAAAAAUUUUAUGAUAAAUCAGAAUCGCGCGCGCGCAAAUCUGCGCGUCAAGUUUUCAUUUGAUAAAUUUUUUUGCAAUCUUUAGAUAAUAUCUUUCGUAUAUUUUUAAGAGCAAUCUGGUAGUAUUCAUUAUUACGGCACGGUCGUUUAUAAUCAAUCAUCCUCCAUCACUUGCGGCUAUCAGAUGCUUUUAAAUAGAUUACAAAAAAGAUUCUCAAUUUUGAGAGUCACCAAUUUUAUUAUUUGCAUACUAUUUUACGAUGUUAACUGCACGUCCAAUGUUUUUCAAUAAGUUCAUCAACGAUAAAUGAAAAAUUAAAGCUGCCAUAUGGUUUUAUCAAUA
Molecule: messenger RNA, 3665 nt
Organism: Vollenhovia emeryi
Lineage: Eukaryota; Metazoa; Arthropoda; Insecta; Hymenoptera; Formicidae
Exons: 6
Coding region: 205-1185 (326 amino acids)
Source: RefSeq, a predicted model, not a curated record